CACCGGGAUCGGGAACGGCACCCGGACCGCCCCCGGGUACCGGCACCCCGCGAUCCGCGUCCAGCCCGCGUCAGUGAAGGAAAAAGGUUGGAAUUAGGAAGGCAGCAGAUGGAAUACUCAAUGGCUGAUCCACACCAGUAUUCUGUAAAGCUCCAGGGACUGAGUGCUGGGUGCUGUGGGAAGCCCUCUUCUGAAAGAGGCAAAAAAUGCAGAUAAAAAUUAGAAAAAAAAAGUCUGGACAGAGUGAGGCUGAAGCUGCAGAAGCACCUGGCAGCGGUGUUGGUGCGGCAGGAGCUGGCCCUGCAUCGGAACCAGGCCUUGCGCCGGGAGUUCCUGCAGCUGGAGGCUCACAUGGAAACCACAGGCUGGGAGAGCAUCCGGAAGAUGAAUGGUACGGAAGGGAGAUUAAAAACCUGUUAUCCCUUCGAGAGGGCAGCUUGUCACCAGGAGGUGACACGGAGGAAGGAUCCAGCGAGCAGGUGCCGCGGGCCAGAGGACAGGUGGGAAUUGGCACCAGUACAGCUGUGCCAGGAGAAUUGGGCCAUUCAGCAGCAGCCUUGCUGGGCUCCCCCACAUCAGCUGCCUCAGCCACAGGAGGUUUGGGCUCACAGCAGGAGCCCCCUCGGCGCUCCCCAUCCCCUAAGAGGCUCGGUCCCGAGACCGGGAGUGAUGCUGGAGAGAGUGAGGAAGGAGCAGCAGGACAUGGGGCUCUGGUUGCCAGUGAGGAAGGCUCUGAGCAGCUCACUUCAGUUUUUGGUGCCAAAGCAGCCCCCCCGGUGCUGGGACAGCAGCAAGGAAGUGUUCCAGGGGCAAAGUCUGGCCUGAACAGCUGGUGGGCUCGCACGGAGGGGAGCAGUGCUGAGCUCCCAGUCCCUGCCGGUGCUGAGGAGGAGGCAAGGCCAAGCAUUCCCAGCAAGCGGCAGGAGCAGGGCAGGGAUGCCUGGGCUCCGGAGGGCUCCCUGCUGCCCCCACCAAGCCCUCUGGUGGCCCAGAAGGAGCCCUUGGACAGCUCAGCACCACACAGGUCCGGUGGAACACUGGCCGAGCUCUCAGAGCUCUGCCGUGCGCUGCAGCUCCUGGAGGACCUGGUGGAGAGGACAAGCCCCUGGCAUCGGGCACUGUACCAGCACCAGCCCUCGGGGACAGCAGAGCUGCCCAGUGCUUGUCCUGGAGCCAGCGGGCUGGCUCAGGGCAACCUGGAGGUGAUGGAAGCCGUGGUGCUCCAGCAGCUCCAGGCCAUGUCCCAGUGCGCACGGAGUGGGAGCCUUCCGCUGGAGAACACCAGCGAGACCAUAGGCAGAGCAAGGCAUGCGGAACACACCAGGGACACAGACACUCUGCGGACUCUCCUGAGCCACCACGGCUUGUUCCUGAAGCAGCACCAGGUUCGGCUCCCAGAGAGGGUGGCAGAGAUGUUUGAGCAGCUGCUGGCUUCAGGAGAGGAGGAGCAGGACGGCCAGGCUGUGCCAGUGCUGAGAGAGGCCCUUCCAGGAGAGCGUGGGGAUGAGCCACCUGUCCAGAGUGAUGAAUUCUCUCUCAGCCUGCCAUUGAUCCCUACCAAUGGCAGGGAAGGAAAGCAGGGAGAACUGGCACAGAGAGAACCAGGUGGCGAUCACGGCGACAACAGUCCCGAAGGAAGCGACAGCCUGGGAACGCAUUCGGAAAGCAGCUCCUUGUUGGAUGGAAGUGCUCCUCCCUUCUCUAGGACUGAAUUGCGGAAUGAAGCAGUAACUGCCAUAAAAUCCAAAGCAUUCUGGGGCGAAUCUGACAACAGCAGCUCUGAGCUUGAGGCUGCUUUGCGCCCACAGACCCACAGCAUGGAUUCAGAUGACUUCAAUGACUUCUAUGACUGAGAUUCUUUUACUGUUUUUUGGGAGGGAAGAAACAAACUGUAUUUUCUUUUACACAAUGAGCGUGUCACAGGCUGAAGCACUGCUUGUCACUUUAUUGGCAAAGAAAAUUCAAAUAAUAAAUAAACAUAAUUAGUCCUA
Molecule: messenger RNA, 1991 nt
Organism: Prinia subflava (tawny-flanked prinia)
Lineage: Eukaryota; Metazoa; Chordata; Aves; Passeriformes; Cisticolidae
Gene: KIZ
Product: kizuna centrosomal protein
Exons: 14
Coding region: 207-1853 (548 amino acids)
Biological process (GO): spindle organization
Cellular component (GO): centrosome
Source: RefSeq, a predicted model, not a curated record